AUGGCCUCUGUCUCGAAGCUCCCCUGCAUCUACUCAGCCCUUACCCUGCACAACGAUGAAAUGACGGUGACGGGGGAUAAGAUCAAUGCCCUCAUUAAAGCAGCUGGUGUAGAUGAUGAACCUUUCUGGCCAGGCUUGUUUGCAAAGGCUCUGGCCAGUGUCAACAUUGGGUGUCUCAUCUGCAAUGCAGGAGCUGGUGGCCCUACCCCUGCAGCUGGUGCUGUACCAGCAGGACGUCCUGCCCCCUCCACUGCUGCUGCCCCAGCUCAGGAGAAGAAAAUGGAGGCAAAGAAAUAA
This is a messenger RNA of Myotis myotis, 297 nucleotides long. RefSeq names its product 60S acidic ribosomal protein P1-like. The coding region runs from base 1 to 297 and encodes 98 amino acids. Gene Ontology annotation, molecular function: structural constituent of ribosome; protein kinase activator activity; ribonucleoprotein complex binding. Gene Ontology annotation, biological process: cytoplasmic translation. The record is from RefSeq and is a predicted model, not a curated record. Gene Ontology annotation, cellular component: cytosolic large ribosomal subunit. The transcript has a single exon. NCBI's taxonomy places the organism in Eukaryota, Metazoa, Chordata, Mammalia, Chiroptera, Vespertilionidae.